Molecule: messenger RNA, 14473 nt
Organism: Coregonus sp. 'balchen'
Lineage: Eukaryota; Metazoa; Chordata; Actinopteri; Salmoniformes; Salmonidae
Source: the annotation of a GenBank genome assembly
CUGGGCUGGACAGUACACCACCCCGAGUACCUAGAUAGCUAACGUUACGAGGAUUGGGGUAGGCCAAAUACACCUAAAUUGGGCUUCAUCACAUCUUGGGAAGAAGGUGCCUUCAACCAAAUAAGUUUUGAUAGACAAACGGCGAGAUAAUUUGCUCAUAAUGGCCUCAGAAGAGCUUUAUGAGGUGAGUUAGCAAGCUGCUAUCCACUGCUAGCUAGCGUUAUCUGAAAUGUUUUUUUUGGUUCGUGUAGCUAGCUAGCUACUUAGCCAGCUAGCUCCCUGGCUUGAAAGCAACCUAACAUUAGCUUCAUUAAAAUGUAAGGCCAGGACGCGUUGCCUACUAGAGUACUACUGUAGGUCGAAGUUGGGCCACCUUACGAUAGCCUAUCAUAUUUAUUAGCAUGAGGAUCUGCUGUGUUAUUUGCUAGCUAGAUCUGUGUGCUGUUGUGAUUAGAUACGGGCAGCGAUAGCCACGGCACGGGGUCUGUUGUCUUCUUGGCUAGUUUUAACUUAGUGAGUUAGCUAGUCAGCUUUUGUACUUUCCACUGUCUGUUAUAAAUUGAACCCAGAAUAUUUUGCCUCACUUCUCCAGGUGUAUAACUAACAAUGAUUCACAAACAAUUGUGGCCAGUUUUUUUUUUUUUUAACACGCCAAUCCAACAUUUUAGGCGUAUGCUUUCAGAUAUAAUAUUAAAGUACUAUUCUAUAUGUAAUUAUGUGAAUGCUUUCCAAUCUCUAGUUAAUAGUAUGCUAACUAUUAUAGGUAGCCAAGUCUACCCCUAUCCUAUCUAGACCGUAUGAGAUAAUGGUGUAAAGUUACAUUGAACAUUUUAGUUUCAAACUCAACAUACUCAUUGGCUUUCUAUGAAGAUCAAGUUUGCCAUUUACUGGUAGUUAAAUUGCCUUCAUUGGAAAUCUUACUCACAGAGCUCUCACAUUAGAAACAGCUAGACAGAUAACAUAGGCCUACAAAUAGCUACAGCGAUCAUUCAUAUAUAUAUAUAUAUAUAUAUAUUACUGUUCAAAAGUUUGGGGUCACUUAGACAUUUCGUUGUUUUUGAAAGAAAAACAAUUUUUUUUGUCCAUUAAAAUAACAUCAAAUUGAUCAGAAAUACAGUGUAGACAUUGUUAAUGUUGUAAAUGGCUAUUGUAGCUGGAAACGGCUGAUUUUUAAUGGAAUAUCUAUAUAGGCGUACAGAGGCACAUUAUCAGCAACCAUCAGUCAUGUGUUCAAAUGGCACAUUGUGUUUGCUAAUCCAAUCAUUUUAAAAGGCUAAUUGAUCUUUAGAAAACCCUUUUGCAAUUAUGUUAGCACAGCUGAAAACUGUUGUGCUGAUUUAAAGAAGCCUUCUUGAGACUACUUGAGUAUCUGGAGCAUCAGUAAUUGUGGGUUAGAUUACAGGCUCAAAAUGGCCAGAAACAAAGAACUGAAACUCGUCAGUCUAUUAUUUUUCUGAGAAAUGAAGGCUAUUCCAUGCGAGAAAUUGACAAGAAACUGAAGAUCUUGUACAACGCUGCGUACUACUACAGAACAGCGCAAACUGCCUCUAACCAGAAUAGAAAGAGGAGUGGGAGGCCCCGGUGCACAACUGAGCAAGAGGACAAAUACAUUAGUGUCUAGUUUGAGAAACAGACGCCUCACAGGUUCUCAACUGGCAGCAUCAUGAAAUAGUACCCGCAAAACACCAGUCUCAACGUCAACAGUGAAGAGGCGACUCCGGGAUGCUGACCUUCUAGGCAGAGUUGCAAAGAAAAAGCCAUAUCUCAGACUGGCCAAUAAAAAGGAAAGAUUAAGAUGGGCAAAAGAACACAGACACUGGACUUUUUCUUUGCAACUCUGCCUAGAAGGUCAGCAUCCCGGAGUUGCCUCUUCACUGUUGACGUUGAGACUGGUGUUUUGUGGGUACUAUUUAAUGAAGCUGCCAGCUACAAUAGCCAUUUACAACAUUAACAAUGUCUAAACUGUAUUUCUGAUACAUUUGAUGUUUUUUUAAUGGACCCAAAAAAUGCUAGUGUAGUGUAUGUGUAUGUGUGUGUAUAUAUAUAUAUGUGGUCCUCUGUAGCUCAGCUGGCAGAGCACGGCGCUUGUAAUGUCAAGAUGGUGGGUUCGAUCCCCGGGACCACCCAUACACAAAAAUGUAUGCACGCAUGACUGUAAGUCGCUUUGGAUAAAAGCGUCUGCUAAAUGGCAUAUUAUUAUAUAUAUAUAUAUAAUGUGCCUUUAAAAGUAAUUUCCUCUCAAUCUUAAAUAAACAUGCCCCAUUCAAAAAAUACAGAACUAAGAACAGAUAUAGCCCCUGGUUCUCCUCAGACUUGACUGCCCUUGACCAGCACAAAAACAUCCUGUGGCGUACUGCAUUAGCAUCAAAUAGCCCCCGCGAUAUGCAACUUUUCAGGGAAGUUAGGAACCAAUAUACACAAGCAGUUAGGAAAGCAAAGGCUAACUUUUUCAAACAGAAAUUUGCUUCCUGUAGCACUAACUCCAAAAAGUUUUGGGACACUGUAAAGUCCAUGGAAAAUAAGAGCACUUCCUCCCAGCUGCCCACUGCACUGAGGCUAGGAAACACUAUCACCACCGAUAAAUCUACAAUAAUCGAGAAUUUCAACAAGCCAUUUUGCUACGGCUGGCCAUGCUUUCCACCUGGCUACCACUACCCUGGCCACCAGCUCUGCACCCUCCGCUGCAACUUGCCCAUGCCCCCCCCCCCGCUUCUCCUUCACACAAAUCCAGACAGCUGAUGUUCUGAAAGAGCUGCAAAAUCUGGACCCCUACAAAUCUUCUGGGCUAGACAAUCUGGACCCUUUCUUUCUAAAACUAGCCGCCGAAAUUGUCGCAACCCCUAUUACUAGCCUGUUCAACCUCUCUUUCGUAACGUCUGAGAUCCCCAGAGAUUGGAAAGCUGCCGCGGUCAUCCCCCUCUUCAAAGGGGGUGACACUCUAGAUCCAAACUGUUACAGACCCAUAUCCAUAUCAAAAGUUUUUGAAAGCCAAGUCAACAAACAGAUCACCGACCAUUUCGAAUCCCACCGUACCUUCUCCGCUAUGCAAUCCGGUUUCCGAGCUGGUCAUGGGUGCACUUCAGCCACGCUCAAGGUCCUAAACGAUAUUAUAACCGCGAUCGAUAAUAGACAGUACUGUGCAGCCGUUUUCAUUGACCUGGCCAAGGCUUUCGACUCUGUCAACCACCGCAUUCUUAUUGGCAGACUAAAUAGCCUUGGUUUCUCAAAUGACUGCCUCGCCUGGUUCACCAACUACUUCUCAGAUAGAGUUCAAUGUGUCAAAUCGGAGGGCCUGUUGUCUGGACCUAUGGUAGUCUCUCUGGGGGUGCCACAGGGUUCAAUUCUUGGGCCGACUCUUUUCUCCGUGUAUAUCAAUGACGUCGCUCUUGCUGCUGGUGACUCUCAGAUCCACCUCUACGCAGACGACACCAUUUUGUAUACAUCUGGCCCUUCAUUGGACACUGUGUUAACAAACCUCCAAACGAGCUUCAAUGCCAUACAACACUCCUUCAGUAGCCUCCAACUGCUCUUAAACACUAGUAAAACUAAAUGCAUGCUCUUCAACCGAACGCUGCUUGCACCCGCCCACCCGACUAGAAUCACUACUCUCGACGGGUCUGACCUAGAGUAUGUGGACAACUACAAAUAUCUAGGUGUCUGGUUAGACUGUAAACUCUCCUUCCAGACUCACAUUAAGAAUCUCCAAUCCAAAGUUAAAUCUAGAAUCGGUUUCCUAUUUCGCAACAAAGCCUCCUUCACUCAUGCUGCCAAACAUGCCCUCGUAAAACUGACUAUCCUACUGAUCCUUGACUUCGGCGAUGUCAUUUACAAAAUAGCCUCCAACACUCUACUCAGCAAAUUGGAUGUAGUCUAUCACAGUGCCAUCCGUUUUUGUCUCCAAAGCCCCAUAUAAUAGCCACCACUGUGACCUGUACGCUCUUGUUGGCUGGUCCUCACUACAUAUUCGUCGCCAAACCCACUGGCUCCAGGCCAUCUAUAAAUCACUGCUAGGCAAAUCCCCGCCUUAUCUUAGCUCAUUGGUCACCAUAGCAACACCCACCCGUAGUCUGCGCUCCAGCAGGUAUAUCUCACUGGUCAUCCCCAAAGCCAACACCUCCUUUGGCCGCAAUUCCUUCCAGUUCUCUGCUGCCAAUGACUGGAACAAAUUGCAAAAAUCUCUGAAGCUGGAGACACUUAUCUCCCUCACUAACUUUAAGCAUCAGUUGUCAGAGCACCUUACCGAUCACUGCACCUGUACACAGCCCAUCUGAAAUUAGCCCGCCCAACUACCUCAUCCCUAUAUUGUUAUUUAUUUUGCUCAUUUGUACCCCAGUAUCUCUAUUUGCACAUCAUCUCUUGCACAUCUAUCAUUCCAGUGUUAAUACUAAUUGUAAUUAUUUUGCACUAUAGCCUAUUUAUUGCCUUACCUCCAUAACUUGCUACAUUUGCACACACUGUAUAUAUAUGUAUUUCUGUUGUAUUUUUGACUUUGUUUUGUUUUACCCCAUAUGUAACUCUGUGUUGUUGUUUUUAUCGCACUGCUUUGCUUUAUCUUGGCCAGGUCGCAGUUGUAUAUGAGAACUUGUUCUCAACUGGUUUACCUGGUUAAAUAAAGGUGAAAUAAAAAUAAAAUAAAUAUAUAUAUAUAUAUAUAUAUAUAUUCCAACAGUCUUGAAGGAGUUCCCACAUAUGCUGAGCACUUGUUGGCUGCUUUUCCUUCACUCUGCAGUCCAACUCAUCCCAAACCAUCUCAAUUGGGUUAAGGUUGGGUGAUUGUGGAUGCCAGGUCAUCUGAUGCAGCACUCCAUCACUCUCCUUCUUGGUAAAAUAGCCCUUACACAGCCUGGAGGUGUGUUGGGUCAUUGUCCUGUUGAAAAACAAAUGAUAGUCCCACUAAGCCCAAACCAGAUGGGAUGGCGUAUCGCUGCAGAAUGCUGUAGUAGCCAUGCUGGUUAAGUGUGCCUUGAAUUCUAAAUAAAUCACUAGACAGUGUCACCAGCAAAGCACCCCCACACCAUAACACCUCCUCCUCCAUGCUUUACUGUGGGAAAUACACAUGCAGAGAUCAUCCGUUUACCCACACCGCGUUUCACAAAGACACAGCGGUUGGAACCAAAAAUCUCAAAUUUGGACUCCAGACCAAAGGACACAUUUCCACCGGUCUAAUGUCUAUUGCUCGUGUUUCUUGGCCCAAGCAGAUCUCUUCUUAUUAUUGGUGUCCUUUAGUAGUGGUUUCUUUGCAGCAAUUUGACCAUGAAGGCCUGAUUCACACAGUCCCCUAUGAACAGUUGAUGUUGAGAUGUGUCUGUUACUUGAACUCUAUAAAGCAUUUAUUUGGGCUGCAAUUUCUGAGGCUGGUAACUCUGAUUAACUUUCCUCUGCAGCAGAGGUAACUCUGGGUCUUCCAUUCCUGUAGUGGUCCUCAUGAGAGCCAGUUUCAUUAUAGCGCUUGAUGGUUUUUGCGAACUGCACUUGAAGAAACUUUCAAAGUUCUUGAAAUGUUUCCGUAUUGACUGACCUUCAUGUCUUAAAGUAAUGAUGGACUGUCGUUUCUCUUUGCUUAUUUGAGCUGUUCUUGCCAUAAUAUGGACUUGGUCUAUUACCAAAUAGGGCUAUCUUCUGUAUACCCCCCCCCCUACCUUGUCACAACACAACUGAUUUGGCUCAAACGCAUUAAGAAGGAAAGAAAUUCCACAAAUUAACUUUUAAGAAGGCUCACCUGUUAAUUGAAAUGCAUUCCAAGUGACUACCUCAUGAAGUUGGUUGAGAGAAUGCCAAAAGUGUGCAAAGCUGUCAUCAAGGCAAAGGGUGGCUACUUUGAAGAAUCUCAAAUAUAAAAUAUAUUUUGAUUUGUUGAACACUUUUUUUGGUUACUACAUGAUUCCAUAUGUGUUAUUUCAUAGUUUUGAUGUCUUCACUAUGAUUUUACAUUGUAGAAAAUAGUAAAAAUAAAGAAAAACCCUGGAAUGAGUAGGUGUGUCCAAACUUUUGACUGGUACUAUAUAUAUACAGUGGGGAGAACAAGGACUUGAUACACUGCCGAUUUUGCAGGUUUUCCUACUUACAAAGCACGUAGAGGUCUGUAAUUUUUAUCAUAGGUACACUUCAACUGUGAGAGACGGAAUCUAAAACAAAAUUCCAGAAAAUCACAUCGUAUGAUUUUUAAGUAAUUAAUUUCCAUUUUAUUGCAUAACAUUAUUUGAUACAUCAGAAAAGCAGAACUUAAUAUUUGGUACAGAAACCUUUGUUUGCAAUUACAGAGAUCAUACGUUUCCUGUAGGUCUUGACCAGGUUUGCACACACUGCAGAAGGGAUUUUGGCCCACUCCUCCAUACAGACCUUCUCCAGAUCCUUCAGGUUUCGGGGCUGUCGCUGGGCAAUACGGACUUUCAGCUCCCUCCAAAGAUUUUCUAUUUGGUUCAGGUCUGGAGACUGGCUAGGCCACUCCAGGACCUUGAGAUGCUUCUUACGGGGCCACUCCUUAGUUGCCCUGGCUGUGUGUUUCGGGUCGUUGUCAUGCUGGAAGACCCAGCCACGACCCAUCUUCAAUGCUCUUACUGAGGGAAGGAGGUUGUUGGCCAAGAUCUCGCGAUACAUGGUCCCAUCCAUCCUCCCCUCAAUACGGUGCAGUCGUCCUGUCCCCUUUGCAGAAAAGCAUCCCCAAAGAAUGAUGUUUCCACCUCCAUGCUUCACGGUUGGGAUGGUGUUCUUGGGGUUGUACUCAUCCUUCUUCUUCCUCCAAACACGGCGAGUGGAGUUUAGACCAAAAAGCUCUAUUUUUGUCUCAUCAGACCACAUGACCUUCUCCCAUUCCUCCUCUGGAUCAUCCAGAUGGUCAUUGGCAAACUUCAGACAGGCCUGGACAUGCGCUGGCUUGAGCAGGGGGACCUUGCGUGCGCUGCAGGAUUUUAUUCCAUGACGGCGUAGUGUGUUACUAAUGGUUUUCUUUGAGACUGUGGUCCCAGCUCUCUUCAGGUCAUUGACCAGGUCCUGUCGUGUAGUUCUGGGCUGAUCCCUCACCUUCCUCAUGAUCAUUGAUGCCCCACGAGGUGAGAUCUUGCAUGGAGCCCCAGACCGAGGGUGAUUGACCGUCAUCUUGAACUUCUUCCAUUUUCUAAUAAUUGCGCCAACAGUUGUUGCCUUCUCACCAAGCUGCUUGCCUAUUGUCCUGUAGCCCAUCCCAGCCUUGUGCAGGUCUACAAUUUUAUCCCUGAUGUCCUUACACAGCUCUCUGGUCUUGGCCAUUGUGGAGAGGUUGGAGUCUGUUUGAUUGAGUGUGUGGACAGGUGUCUUUUAUACAGGUAACGCGUUCAAACAGGUGCAGUUAAUACAGGUAAUGAGUGGAGAACAGGAGGGCUUCUUAAAGAAAAACUAACAGGUCUGUGAGUGCUGGAAUUCUUACUGGUUGGUAGGUGAUCAAAUACUUAUGUCAUGCAAUAAAAUGCAAAUUAAUUACUUAAUCAUACAAUGUGAUUUUUGUUUUAGAUUCCGUCUCUCACAGUUGAAGUGUACCUAUGAUAAAAAUUACAGACCUCUACAUGCAAAAUCGGCAGUGUAUCAAAUACUUGUUCUCCCCACUGUAUAUAUAUAAAAUUUGAAAUCAAAGCUGAUAGGAGGUCAAUCAUGAAGUAGGCUAAUACAAUAAACAGGCCCAAUCAGCCAUGAAGUCAUCUAUUCACACUACUGCCUGUUGGUAGAGUAACUGCCUUUCUGAACCUGGUGGUUCUACUCGAUACAUCUCUGGAAUAUCACAGUUGAUUUGAUCAUAUGUCUGAUUGUUUCUCACAUGUAGCCCAGUGUUAACCAGGAGCGGUAUGGUGUUGAUAUCAUAGCAACCGGGAGUGGUAUGGUGUUGAUAUCAUAGUAACCAGGAGCGGUAUGGUGUUGAUAUCAUAGUAACCAGGAGUGGUAUGGUGUUGAUAUCGUGUGUAUCUAAAGAGCAAAAGGAGAGUGCAUUGUGGCUCGUGAAAUGAUUGACGCGUGAAUUGGAUAAGCUUUUAUUUUCGGAGCAAGUUUGGCCGUGUGUCAAGUGUUUGCAGACGGAAGGAAUAUCUUAUUGAAGAGUCUGUGAGUGUAAAAUGUUGCAACUGUGGCGGGGAUCAUAUAUCUGAAUUCCCAGAGUGCCCUGUUAGGGUGAAAAAGGUUUAGGUGUCAAGGAUCAUGGCUGGACAGCAAAUCUCCUAUGUGGAGAGAGUUGAAGGGCAAGAGGAAGAAGAUCUGCCGGUGGAUGCACCGCAACCAGUUGCAAAUGUUAUACGUCAAUCAAUGGAUCUGGAUAAUCUUAUUGCGAAGGUGGAUUUUGUAGCAUUUUAUAGCCACAGUUAUUAUUUGUACUGCACAAGUGUCCAAGAAGCUGGACAUCAUUAUAUCUGCAGCCCGAGAAGUUUUUGGGCCUCCCAAGACUUAAUGGCAGAAGCACUGCAAGGGCUACUGUCACCGGGAAAUGUCCCGCCAUCACAGGAUCCUUCUGAGCCUGUGUAGGGACCUGAUUAAAACAGAAAAGCAGGCUGAUUUAGUUUAAUUAACAUUUUAGUUAUUGAUAGUUGGUAUGGAGUUAUUUUGUAUCCCGCAUUUUUUUCCUUUUCGGAUCUUUAUUAUCUACCUGUACAGUAGGUGGCGGAAUGCAAAUAUAAUUGUUUGCGAACGCCAUUUAUACCGACGAAACAUUUGCCCAGUGUAGGCUAUAGCCUAGACGUUUCAGUCUCAAUAAUCAUGACUUAGUGACCGCCCCACGUCCAGUCACUGCCACUGACAACUAUCUUGUUUAAUUCUGUCACAGGUUGAGAGAAUUGUGGACAAACGGAAGAACAAAAAGGGAAAGAUGGAGUACCUGGUCCGCUGGAGGGGAUACGGCUAUGAGGGGGACACCUGGGAGCCCGAGUCGCACCUCUCCGCCUGCAUGGAGUUCAUCCACCAUUUUAAUCAGUCACACGGCGAAAAACAGAAAGACGGCACUUUACUGCGCUCCACUCAGAGCUCUCCCAGCACGGCCCACAGCCACGGUUCGAGCAACAACGCCCGCAAGCAGAUCUGCAGGCCUCAGCCACACAGUGGCAAUAGUGGAGCAGGAAGCCAUGCUCUAGUGAGACCCGCCUCUUCGCCCACCACAGCAGCUACGGCCGUCUCGAAACGGCCGCAGCAACAACAGUUGCCACCACUUGACUCUAGCCUGGCAGAUGCCAAAACGGACACACAGCAGCUUAACUUGAGCCAAAAGUACAGCGAUUCUACCACCUGUGCUGUUUCUAGUCCAAGCUUCACAAGUGGGCCUGUGGCUUCUCCAGUGGGCACGGCGCGUCGGAGCAUGGACCUGGCCAAGUCCGGGAUCAAAAUCCUGGUGCCCAAAAGCCCCAUGAGCAGCUGGGUGGACUCUGAGGAGUCGCCCAGCGAGGCGGCCCACAGUCUGGAGCAUGGGGGUCAGGAGCAGGACUCUGUCCCCCCAGAGGUGGCCCUGUUGGAGAAGCCUCUGGGGGUGCUGCUGGGGCCCGGGGAAGAAAGGGCGCGCAUGGGGACCCGGCCCAGGACUCAAAGCCAAAUCCCAUUGAUCCCUCAGCAAGUCCCCAUAACACCCGCAUCCAUACGCACCCUCAAUGGGAAAGGUAAGGCUUUUUCAAUAGACUGCAAUAUCUGUGUUGUGCCGUUUACUGAACCGAAGGUCUUGUAGUUGUACAUUCAAAAGUCAUAAACACUCCAUUGUUGGGUUGCCUCUGAUUGGACCCGUUUUAUAAUUGGAAGACCAGAUGCUGCUGGAAGUUGUGUUGGAGUACGUAUGAAGGUACAACUUCUCGUUCUGGUCUAAGUAGACCACAAUGCCCGAGGGGAGUGAUUGGGGACACUGCCACGCAAAUCUUUACUUUAGGCCAAUUCCAUUUCACCUCAGUGUUCACUCAUUCAUGAUCAAUUAACUCAAAUUUGGUGCACUGUUAAUCUAUUGUUUUAGUAGAACAGAAGGGAAGCCCAGAAAAGCACCGGGACCUACUCAUGACAUUUUACAUUUACGUCAUUUAGCAGACGCUCUUAUCCAGAGCGACUUACAGUUAGUGAGUGCAUACAUUUUCAUACUGGCCCCCUGUGGGAAACGAACCCACAACCCUGGCGUUGCAAGCGCCAUGCUCUACCAACUGAGCUACAGGGGACUACAUGCAGUACCAAAUAUUUAAUUUAGCUGAUUAUUAAAACAGACAAUAUUAAGAAAGGCAGAGUCACCAAAUGCUUCCCAUUUCCAUCCCCCUGUAUCUUUGUGUUUUUUUUUUUUUAUUUAUUUUUUACCACCAGGUACAUCGACACUCAUGGAGGCUCUGGCAGCCAACGGGACGGCUAACCUGCAGCAGAGUGCCGUGGCGCGAGUCACCGCCGUCUCUGGAGUGGCAGGGAAACGACGCUUCGAAGAGCAGCGCUCGGUCUUCGACAAGCGCCUUCGGUUCAGUGUCCGGCAGACGGAGAGCGCCUAUCGUUACAGGGACCUCGUCGUCAAAAAGCAGGACGGCUUCACCCACAUCCUGCUCUCCACCAAGACCUCGGAGAACAACUCACUCAACCCCGACGUGAGUUGUACGCCUGCCUUGUCUUUCUGCCUGUCUGUCUGUCUCUUUGCCCUAACAAAACAAUCGUUAUUAUAGCAUGACAGUUGGCGCUACAGGCCAAAAUUAGUAGUAUUUUAUAGUUUUGUUAUGCCAACAUUUCCAAACUGUUGGUAGUCAAAUAUAAUUGAGCAAAAUAUCUGAAAAGAAAGUAAAAUACUGGUCCUUCAAACAUAUAUUGGGAUGGUUUCCUGGACACAGAUUAAGUCCUAGACUAAAUCAAUUAUUUCCAGUGAUCAUUCUCCAUCGAAAGGGCUUCUUAGUCCAAGACUAGGCUUCAUCUGUGUCCGGGAAACUGGCCCAUAAUAAUAGAAAAUAUUUUUGAAUACCUCUCCCUCUCUUGGCUGCCUCAGGUGAUGAAGGAGAUGCAGAGUGCCAUGGCCACGGCGGCGGCAGACGACAGUAAGCUGGUCCUGCUGAGCGCCGUGGGCAGCUUCUUCUGCUUCGGCCUGGACUUCAUCCACUUCAUCAGGCGGCUCACCGACGACCGCAAGAAGGAGAGCAUCAAGAUGGCCGAGACCAUUAGGUAGGUCGGAACGCUUACCUCUGUGUCUAUUUUUUAUAUGGAUGAUUAUCAAGGUUGGAAGGGACACAUAGAUGGCUCAACUUCCUCCUUUCUCGAUUGUCCAAAAAUCUGUCCUCAUCCUUACCUUCAUCUGCACUGAUUUAGAGAAAACUAAAUGGUGGAAGCUUAUCAUUAGGCUGGCUUUCAUCUCUGGUCAGUUCUUUCAGAUCAGUGCAACUGACAGAUUUGUAGACAGUUGUCUCAAAUCAUCGGUUAUUUUGAACUGGUCACUCUCCCGAGUGGCGCAGUGGGUCUAAGGCACUGCAUCACAGUGCUAGCUGUGCCACUAGAGAUCCUGGUUCGAAUCCAGGCUCUGUCAUAGCCGGCCGUGACCGGGAGACCCAUGGGGCGGCGCACAAUUGGCCCAGCGUCGUCCAGGGUAGGGGAGGGAAUGGCCGGCAGGGAUGUAGCUCAGUUGGUAGAGCAUGGCGUUUGCAACGCCAGGGUUGUGGGUUCGAUUCCCACGGUGGGCCAGUAUAAAAUAAUAAUGUAUGCACUCACUAACUGUAAGUCGCUCUGGAUAAGAGCGUCUGCGAAAUGACUAAAAUGUAAAUGUAAAAUGUAGAAUGCUAGCUGUGUGUUGUAGUGUCAAGCGUUGUAAUAAUGCCACAGAAGACGGUGAUGCAGACCCAGUCUGUCAUUUCCCAUCCUUAGGACAUUCGUGAACACCUUCAUCCAAUUCAAGAAGCCCAUCGUCGUAGCUGUGAACGGGUCAGCGGUGGGCCUCGGAGCCUCCAUCCUCCCGCUGUGUGACGUGGUCUGGGCCAACGAGAAAGCCUGGUUCCAGACGCCCUACACCACCUACGGACAGACACCCGACGCCUGCGCCUCCAUCACCUUCCCUCGCAUCAUGGGCGUGGCCUCGGUGAGUUCACACAGUGUUGGCUGAAAACCCUGCACAUUCUCAGAAGGGGGAGUGGUCUAGCAUUGCAAUACAGAUAUUGUGUGGGGAACUGGUUUUAAGUGUAGCACUCCCUGGGCCGGUUUCCCGGAGAUGGGGAAUCACCAUUUUACCUACUUUUUACUCCAGGACUAGGUUUUUAAUCUGUGUCUGGAUUUGGUCAGUGAAAAACUGAUAUGACAGUGAUUUGGGGUGGUCUAGCGGUCUCUAGAUGUACUGCUGCGAUCAUGGGUUUGAAUCAAGCGUCCGUGCUUCACAACGGGUCAAUGAAGGUUGGGUUUUGAUUUGACUAUGUCCAUUUUUCCCCACUAAUUUCCGGGUGUACACUACACAACUUUUAAAAUCCUGACAUCGCUGAACCUCUCACAUUAAACGAUCUGGCACAGACUACAAGAUUCCUCACUCGGUCGUGACGAUUCUUGAUACCACCACGCUGUCUCGUGAAAACAGUGACGUGAUUAGAUUGUUAACGUAGCUACAACGAACUGUGGCUCAAAGCCGUCUCAUAAACGUUAUCGGUCACAUUCACGCUUGCCAUACAGAGUUGAAGUAUCUAGACAACAUUUUUUGAAUUGAAUAACAUUGCUCGUGAACUUCAGAGCUGUAACGAUUUGACGCUUUGGUUAAAGGCAAGUACAGACACAUAUAAUAAUAUAAUAAUAUGCCAUUUAGCAGACGCUUUUAUCCAAAGCGACUUACAGUCAUGCGUGCAUAAAUUUUUUGUGUAUGGGUGGUCCCGGGGAUCGAACCCACUACCUUGGCGUUACAAGCGCCGUGCUCUACCAGCUGAGCUACAGAGGACCACAUACAUACUAGUAGUACUUGGGGUGAACCGCUGCGGUGAUUGCUCGCCAUUCAAUAGCAUAGACAGUGAGACCGACCGGCCCAUCAGCUCCGACUUUGUUUACAUAAGACGACACGUUACCGCAUUUCUUUAACUUGAGAAAUACUGCACCAAAACACCUUGUCAAAUUGCAUAACUAAAACAUCCUCUGCAAAAAACUUAAAACAUUUAUUACAGAUUUCUUUCUUUAUCUUAGAUUCAUUCUGGGGAUUUUGAGGAAGUGACAGGUUUCCGCGUCUACACUGUCUCAUGAGGGACAAACAUCAUUAACCAAACUCGGGAAUCGGUCAGGAAACACGCCUCCAAGACUGAAAUCUCGUUUUUUUCUCUCUAAUGAGCAACAGAAAAACACACGUGCCAAUCGUCGUGUUCAGUGGCUCUUUAACCUAUAACCUUUAACCUCUCUCCCUCUUCUCCCAGGCCAAUGAGAUGCUGCUGAGUGGGAGGAAGCUGACAGCCCAGGAGGCCUGUGCUAAAGGCCUCGUGUCCCAGGUGCUGUGGCCCGGGACUUUCACUCAGGAGGUGAUGGUUCGCAUUAGGGAGCUAGUCUCUUGUAAUUCAGUUGUAAGUCAUCCUUUUUAAUUUGAUUUAGACGUUUUUUUUUUUUUAUAUUUCUACAGUCACGGUACGCACCUCCCCGCCCCUCCCUCUUUUGUCUUUUGUUGUCACGUUUUUGUCUCAUCAAAAAACGUAAACAUUACCCCACUGACACUCAUAAACGCACACUACAUCCACCAACAGCGGCCGCUUGAAUUGUUAACUUUUCAAUAUCUCCCAACCCGAAACAGAACCAAGAGUGUGUUUUUACAAUAAUAUGCUUUUAGCAAUACAUUGAAUUGAGAUCAAGCCACAAUAUCUGGAUGUCGCAGACUUUCUCAUGAAUCGUCUGUGCAGACAUUGUUGACAUAAGAGUGACCUCUUGUCCCACAAUUAAUGGUUAAGCAAAAUCUAUGCCAAUAUCCUUCCAUAUCCAUAAGUCAUUUUCCUUUCCUUUUCCCACCGGGGUGGGGUGGGGGGGGCCUCUGCUGCACUGUAGGUCCUGCGGGAGUCCAAAGCACUGGUGCGAAAUGCAAACCGGGCUGCCCUGGAGCAGGCCAACGAACGCGAGUGUGAGGCGCUGAAGAGAGUGUGGGGCUCCUCGCAGGGGAUGGACUCCAUCCUCCAAUACCUGCAGAAGAAGAUUGAUGAGUUUUAAGGAAAGCUUGCCCCCUUCAGUGGGGGAACCAGACAAACAGCACUGGGAGUGCAACGGGUUCAACCCACCAUCCCUCUUGUGUGUGUGAUGAAUUGUAUGUGUGUUUGUGCAUUGAGAAGGGGGCCAGCUAAAAAUAACAUUUUGUAGACGUUGCUGCUGGACCUUUAAAUCUUCCUAGCAUCCUGGUGACCAUGUGUUGACCCUUUACCCAAUAACCCCGGCCUUCGACCCUUUACCCAAUAACCCCGGCCUUCGACCUUUUACCCCAGUGUUUCCCAACCCUGGUCCUCCAGUACCCCCAACAGUACACAUUUUUAUUGUAACUCUGGACAAACACACCUGAUUAAACUUGUCAACUAACCAUCAACAUUUACAUUUACAUUUUAGU